AUGGACCGCAUGGAUCGUGUUGUGACGCUGCGACGCCGUCAUCGGCUGUUUCUCGCGCUCUCGUUGUCACGGCAGCGAGUCUACCGAGACCGUGAAAAUCCUUUGGAAUGUCUAGACGACGGUGAGCUGCAACGGCGGUUCCGCUUUACGAGGGAUGGAAUAUUUUUCAUUACGUCCCUCGUUGCUCUCGACAUCGAGCCUGCGACCCGUCGGAGCCAGUCCCUCCCGUCGUCGUUACAAGUGCUACUGACAUUGCAGUUCCUCGCUACUGGGAACUUUCUCAUCACAGCGGGUGACGUGGUCAACGUGCACGAAGCAACAGCCUGUCGUGUAGUGCACCGCGUCGUUGCAGCGCUGUGCAAGAGGGUCGGAAAGUUCGUCCGGUGGCCAAGAGGUGAGGAGAUAGCAAGGGCCCAACACCAGUUUUAUCAGCUGGCCAGUUUUCCUGGGGUUGUGGGAGCAGUGGACGGCACCCAUGUUCGCAUCCAGGCACCGUCAGCACACGAGACAGCUUUCGUCAACCGCAAGAACUACCACUCCAUAAAUGUUCAGCUCAUUGCGGGUGCUGACUGUAAGAUCUUGGACGUGGUUGCGAACUGGCCCGGUGCCACCCAUGACUCUAGGAUACUGCGUGAAAGCACCAUUGGGAGGGAGCUGGAAGCUGGAGUCCACACUGGGCUUCUUCUUGGUGACAGCGGGUACCCCUGCAAACGCUGGCUGAUGACACCGUUUCUCCAGCCCCGAAACAGAGCACAAGAGAAGUACAAUGCUUCACACUCGACAACACGGGCUUUGGUAGAGCGGACAAUUGGUCAGCUGAAAAGGAGGUUCCACUGCCUUCACAGUGAGCUGCGAGUGCUAACAAAGCAUACCUGUCCUAUCAUCGUGGCAUGCUGUGUCCUUCACAACAUAGCCAAAGAUUUCGGCAGUGAAGUGCAGGAGGCAGACAGCGACAAUGAUCACGACCCCGAUUACGACCCCCAGCUGGUGUCCAGUUAUGAAGGACGUCAGGACGGCUUCAUGUACAGAGAUGCCAUCGUACGUCAGCAUUUCACAUGA
Messenger RNA from Ornithodoros turicata, 1059 nucleotides. Its product is annotated as putative nuclease HARBI1. Lineage: Eukaryota; Metazoa; Arthropoda; Arachnida; Ixodida; Argasidae. The record is from RefSeq and is a predicted model, not a curated record. The transcript has 3 exons. The coding region runs from base 1 to 1059 and encodes 352 amino acids.